AGAGGCGGAGUCAGCGGCGUGGGGAGCCAUGGGUCAGCCCGCCAAGGUUUUACAGCUCUUUAAAACACUGCACAGGACCAGACAGCAAGUUUUUAAAAAUGAUAAGAGAGCAUUGGAAGCAGCCAGAGUAAAGAUAAAUGAAGAAUUCAAAAAACAUAAAAACGAGACAUCUCCAGAGAAAAUAAAAGAGAUGAUGAAACUAGGUUCUGAUGUGGAAUUAUUGCUCAGAACAGCUGUUAUUCAAGGAAUUCACACAGACCAUGACACACUGCAACUGGUCCCCAGGAAAGAUCUUCUCACAGAAAAUGUGCCGUACUGUGAUGCGCCAACCCAGAAGCAGUAAAGCUUCCAGGAUAAACCCAUCUCUGCUCCUUCCCACUUUAAAUACAUACCUGGCAACGGUCCUGGACAUGCACAUGUUUCUCUCUGAAGCGCACGUUGCAAAUGAGCGACAGGCUGAGGGCUACAGAGGAGAUAGACAUGCCUUUCACUGACAUGGGCAACUGAAGGCCUGGGGAGGCAGGACGCUCCUCUCUUUCCCUUUGGUAGGUCUUUUGGUCUUCCAAAGCUGUUUGCCAAUGAAGCACCUUACCAAAUUGGUGACUUUUCAUCUCAUGGGACAUACAUAGCUAAAUAUAAAAUGCUACAUUAAAUUGAUGUUUAAUCCCCAAAAUAUUAAGUUGGUAAAAAAUUAACAUUUUUCUUCCAGCUCUCGUCUAAAAGCAGCCAUUGUUUCCCAAAGUCCCGUGGUUAUUUUUGCGGCUAACAAAUAAUUAUGUAGUGUAUUUCUCUGCAUUCUUACAAAGACAACGUUCCCCUUUUUGUUUUGUAUGUAUGGGUGUUUUGCCUGCUUAAAUGUCUAUGCACCAGGUGUGUAUGCAGUGCCGUGCCUGCAGAGGUCAGGAGAGGGAAUUGGAUCCCCUGGGACUGGAGUUAUAGAUGGUCAUGAGUUUCCUAGAAGAACAGCCAGUGCUCCAAAGCACUGAGCCAUCUCUCUAGCCCCAUGUAAAGACAUUAGAUAGAUGAAAUAUCAAAGUCACUCUGGGUCACUGUAGUGGCCCUCUGUCAGAUGGCUUGUGGUCUUUGUAGACUGCUGUGAAAUGCUAUAGAUCUCUCUCUCUCUCUCUCCCUUUCUCCCUCCCUCCCCCCUCCCCACCUCUCUUUUGAGAUAGGGUCUCCCUGUGCAGUCCUAGCCUUGAACUCUAAGAUCCACUUGCCUCUGCCUCCCCAGUGCUUUACAUAAUUUGAUCUCUAGUGUUCCAAAUAAAUAAUAGUAAUAAUAACAAUUGGAUUUUAUCAAAGUUAAAAACAUUUACAUAACGAUUAGUGAACAAUUAUAGAUGAAAUAUCUGUCAUAUAUAUGAUGAUUCUAUAAAACAUAUGUUACCAGGUAUGAAAAAAGAGUUAUCAGACUAUAUAAAGGACUUCAAAUAUUCGAAAGCAAGCAGGGGCUGAGAUGGCUCAGAGGUUAAGAACUCCUGCUGCUAGGACCUGAGUUCAGUUCCCAGCACCCUUUCAGGUAACUCGAAGCUGUCACUCCAUUUCCAGGGGAUCCUGUGCACUCUACUGGCCUCUAAGGGCACUGCAUUUACAUGUAUAGACUCAAACCAACAGUGACACACAGAUGCAUAAUAAAGGAAUCGUAAAACAAGCAACUCAACUACAGAGAAGUGAUUUCCUGUUUAUUGGUGCCUUGCUGCUUUGUGUGUCAGCUUACUACUUGCAUGCCUGGUGCCCACAGAGACCCCAUAAAGGUUGUCGGAUACCUUAGAACUCCUCUCUUACAAAGGGUUGUGAGCCGCCGUAUGGGUGCUGGAAAUUGAACCUCGGUCAUCUGGAACAGUGUUUCUUAACCACUCAGCCAUCUCUCCAGUCCCUCAACCCAACUUUAAAAGUAAUAUUUGAACAGAUGCUUCAUCAAAAAAGAUACAUGGAAGCUGUCAGGGUUGCCAGUUUUGGAACCCACAGGAUGGAACGAGAGAACCAAAUUCUGCAAGUUCGUGCUUCAUGCACACACAAUCACAGUUUUGAAUUUUUUAUUUUUUGGUCUUUUGAAACAGGGUUUCUUUGUGUAGCUUUUUCUGUCCUGAACCUCACUCUGCAGACCAGGGUGACCUCAAACUUACAGAGAUCUCUGCCUGCCUCUGCCUCCCAAGUGCUGGGAUUAAAGGCAUGCGCCACCACGACCUAGCUUAAGUUUUCUCUUUUAGAUCUUAUAUUUAUUUGUAUGAGUGUUUUGCCUUCAUGCGUUUUUGUGUGCCACUUGCAUCUCUGUUGUAUUACAGAUGGUUGUCAGCCAACAUGUGGGUGCCAGAAAUGUCACUAAGGGUCUUGGCAAAAGCACUAAGUGCUCUCAACUGCUGAGCCAUCUCUCCAGCCACAUUUUUUUUUUUUUUUUUUUUUUGAGACAGGGUUUGUCUGUGCAGCCCUGGCUGUCCUGGAACUCACUUUGUACACCAGGCUGGUCUCGAACUCAGAAAUCCGCCUGCCUCUGUCUCCUGAGUGCUGGGAUUAAAGGCGUGCACCACCAUACCUGGCUACAAAUUUUUAAAGAUAUGCAAAUGACAGAUAUAGUGUGAGAAGUUGCUAGUACAUUAACAGGCACUAGGAAUUAAAAUCAUAGUGACAUAGUUAUGUGUCUAUUAGAAUGGCCGAAAUCUGGAUGGUUGACAAUAUCAAGUAUUGGCAAGGAUAUGACUUUUCUGAGACAGGGUCUCACUGUGUAGCCUUGGCUAGUCUGGAACACAUUAUAUAUUUUUUUCCUUAUUUUAUCAAAUCCCUAAAUUAUCCAUCAUCCUAUUGGCUCAGGACAGAUUCAAGUUUUAUUGUGAUGGUUGUUUUUGCACUGCUGUGAUAAAACAGGUGAAGAAUAACUUACGGGUUUGUGUUACAGCAUGAUUUCAUUCCAAUACCUUAAGGCGACACCUUAACAAAACAUGGUGGCAGACAGGAAACACUUGGCUAACUAAGCCUGGCAGGGAGUGGGUGGGCAGGCAUAAUGUUAAAAUGACUGUUUCUAGUGACCUACUUGUGCCAAUCAGGUUCCACCUCCUAAAGGUUCCACAUGCUUCAAAAUAGCCCUAUGAGCUGGGGGAAAUAAAAACAAAAAACAAAACUGUGGGAGA
Molecule: messenger RNA, 3125 nt
Organism: Mus musculus (house mouse)
Lineage: Eukaryota; Metazoa; Chordata; Mammalia; Rodentia; Muridae
Gene: Lyrm7
Product: LYR motif containing 7
Exons: 5
Coding region: 29-343 (104 amino acids)
Biological process (GO): mitochondrial respiratory chain complex III assembly; protein folding; cellular respiration
Cellular component (GO): mitochondrion; mitochondrial matrix; mitochondrial membrane
Source: RefSeq, marked validated